CCAAGUCACAAUUUUCAUUGAGAAGAGGUAGAAGGUAUGGUGGCUAUAUUGGGAACUACAGCCAUGGGAAUCAAUUGGCCAGCCAACGACAAUAUUAAACCUAACAUGGAGGAAGAGGCAAUAUGUGAUGGAGGUGAGGUUGUUAUGAUUGGAGACACAGGAGGAGCGGUCGUUGAGGCGGAUUGGAUUGAAGGCAACAUCAUUGGUGUGGGAUUGCCCUACUUCUUGGGGGUUGAGGGCAAAUCAUAUGGUUUCUAAGAACUAAGUUUAGUUUCUUUAACAAUAGGGCCAAGAGACUUGCUUUUCUUUUUAGAAGGCUUGGAUUUUUGUUUAACGAAUGCGGUAGACAUGACUGGAGGAGGAAUGGGUACUUGUGCAAUGGGUUGGUCUAAGGUAACUUGGGCUAAAGCUGGCAAAAGUUCACUUGGGUCUGGGGAGUUGCCGGAGUCCAUAAGAAAAACAACAUUUUUUG
This is a messenger RNA of Rubroshorea leprosula, 472 nucleotides long. Lineage: Eukaryota; Viridiplantae; Streptophyta; Magnoliopsida; Malvales; Dipterocarpaceae. The record is from the annotation of a GenBank genome assembly.